Helobdella robusta is the source of this 672-nucleotide messenger RNA. RefSeq lists its product as hypothetical. NCBI's taxonomy places the organism in Eukaryota, Metazoa, Annelida, Clitellata, Rhynchobdellida, Glossiphoniidae. Gene Ontology annotation, biological process: DNA replication, removal of RNA primer. Gene Ontology annotation, molecular function: nucleic acid binding; RNA-DNA hybrid ribonuclease activity. The record is from RefSeq and is a predicted model, not a curated record. The coding region runs from base 1 to 672 and encodes 223 amino acids. The transcript has a single exon.
AUGGCCCUCAAUCAUACCAUAAAUGAGACCAACAAAGAAUACAUGAUUUUUGCUGACUCGCUAUCCAGUUUGAUGGCAAUAGAAAAUCAUAAAGCCAACAACCCACUAAUAACACAAAUUCAAAACUCUAUAAAUACAUAUAUGACAAUAAAUAACAACAAGAUAAAAUUUGUGUGGAUACCGAGCCACAUAGGAAUAGAAGGGAAUGAAAAGGCCGAUAAAGCUGCAAAUCUGGCUCAUUGCCUCCCUAUCUCAAACAUACCAAUACCAUACUCUGAUAUCAAGGUGAUAAUCAACCAAUACAUGGCAUCGAUGUGGCAACAAGAAUGGAGUGAAAGCAAAAGCUUUCUAAGGAAAUCAACGCCAAAAAUUGAACCUAAGGGAUCAAAGAUAACUGUUGAAAGAGGAUUCCAAACAGCAAUAAAUAGAAUCAAAAUUGGCCACACUAGAUUGACACAUACAUGGAUCCUUGAAAAAAAGACUUCUCCAAGGUGCGAAAUAUGUGGAACACAGCUCACAAUUUUCCAUAUAAUCAUAGAGUGCAAAAAAUACAACCAACCCAGAUCAGAAUUCAAUAUCCCAGCAAAUAUGCAGGAAAUUUUUUUAAAUCGGGAUAAUAUAAAUAAUUUAAUAGGGUAUAUUAUAAAAAUUGAACAAAUUAACAAAAUUUAA